UGCAGUCCUCUCUGUAAACCUUUAAAGACGAAAACCCACCACCAAAAUACAAACUCCAUAGAGAGCUUUGAUCUUAUAAUCUCUCUCUCUCUCUCUCUCUCUCUCUCUCUCUCUCUCUCUCUCUCUCUCAUGGAUCUACUGGCAGUAGCAUGUCUUUCACUCGCUGGUUGUCUGGUCUCCUACAUGUUGAGAUGGGUUCUUGAGUGGAGGAGCCAGAGAUGCUACAUGCUUCACUACGAGUGUUACAAGGGCAGAGACGAGAUGAAGCUCAACACCGGGAAAUGCGCAGAGGUCGUGCAACGGAACAAGAACCUGGGUCUUGAAGAAUACCGCUUUCUCCUGCGGACCAUGGUCAGUUCGGGCAUAGGGGAGGAAACUUACGGCCCAAGAAACGUGCUCGAAGGCAGAGAGGAAAACCCUACCCUCCCCGACGCCCUCUCGGAGAUGGACGACAUCAUAUUCUCCACCACCGACAAUCUCUUCCGGAGGACUGGCGUUUCCCCCUCGGAAAUCGACAUCCUCGUUCUGAACGUCUCGCUCUUCGCCCCGGCCCCUUCGCUUGCUUCCCGAGUGAUAAACCGGUACAAGAUGAGGGACGACAUCAAGUGCUAUAACCUGUCCGGAUUGGGGUGCAGUGCCAGCGUCAUAUCGAUAGAUCUCGUCCAGAGACUGUUCAAGACGUGCAAGAACUCGUUGGCACUCGUUGUCAGCACUGAAACGAUGGGUCCUCACUGGUAUUGCGGCAAGAACAGAUCAAUGAUGCUCUCAAACUGCCUGUUCCGAGCAGGCGGGAGCUCGGUUCUGUUGACGAAUGACCCGAGGCGGAAGAACAAAGCUAUCAUGAGGCUAAAGACCGUUGUCCGAGCCCAUGUCGGAUCUGACGACGACGCCUAUUCUUGUUGCAUUCAGAUGGAGGAUAAAGAAGGGUACCAAGGCUUUCUCCUCACCAAAUACUUGAAGAAUGCCGCGGCUAAGGCCCUGACAAAGAAUCUCCAAGUUCUUCUUCCUAAAGUCUUGCCCAUGAAGGAACUACUUCGUUACGCGAUAGUUCGGUCUCUGAAGAAGAAAACGAAAGGCGAAUCCUCGGGCGGCGGGAUCGGACUCAACCUAAAAACCGGGUUGCAACACUUCUGUAUCCACCCCGGAGGAAGGGCAAUCAUCGAAGGGGCGGGAAAGAGCUUAGGGCUCAACGAAUAUGACAUCGAGCCAUCGAGAAACGCUCUUCACAGGUUCGGUAACACAUCAUCCGGUGGGCUUUGGUACGUUUUGGGAUAUAUGGAGGCGAAGAAGAGAUUAAGGAAAGGCGAUAAGCUUCUUAUGAUAAGCAUGGGUGCAGGCUUCGAAUCUAAUAACUGCGUUUGGGAUAUAAUGAAGGAUUUGGACGACGAAAACGUGUGGACGGACUCGAUCCAACGUUACCCCGAGGCGGCGAAAGUCCCGAAUCCGUUCAAGGAGAAGUUCGACUGGAUCAACGACGAGACGUUGAGCUCCGUCCGGAUCGCUUAGAAGCUAUAGAGAGAAAGCUCAAACACGUUUCCAAGGUAGGACAGAGGGGGAGGCCCCGACCACCUCUGCAAGUGGCACCUUCGUUGAAUGAAUUUGGUUGGUAAUAUACCAAUUUUGCGAUGAUGUUUCCUAUUGAACAAUAAAUGAUUUUUAAUAGUAAUAUUUUCUGUUUUUAUUUUUCUACGACAAAUUGGUGUAAUAAAAAUUGGAGCAAAUGGCUACUUUUGUGCAUUUAAGUCUCACAUUCUCAGGUAGCAAAAGAUUGUAUUUUUUUAUAUUUCAUAUAGGUGAUAUUGUACAAAGUAAAACAUAUAUGUAAUAUCGAAAUAAUAAUAAUAAUAAUGAU
Tarenaya hassleriana is the source of this 1852-nucleotide messenger RNA. RefSeq names its product 3-ketoacyl-CoA synthase 19-like. The transcript is spliced from 2 exons. Lineage: Eukaryota; Viridiplantae; Streptophyta; Magnoliopsida; Brassicales; Cleomaceae. The record is from RefSeq and is a predicted model, not a curated record. The coding region runs from base 130 to 1506 and encodes 458 amino acids. Gene Ontology annotation, cellular component: membrane. Gene Ontology annotation, biological process: fatty acid biosynthetic process. Gene Ontology annotation, molecular function: acyltransferase activity, transferring groups other than amino-acyl groups.